Molecule: messenger RNA, 1290 nt
Organism: Carya illinoinensis
Lineage: Eukaryota; Viridiplantae; Streptophyta; Magnoliopsida; Fagales; Juglandaceae
Product: protein LIKE COV 2-like
Exons: 7
Coding region: 378-992 (204 amino acids)
Cellular component (GO): Golgi apparatus
Source: RefSeq, a predicted model, not a curated record
AUAUGUCGGUCAGAGGCAACGUGGGCGUAAAGAAGUUCAUGUUCACGUUUGAAUUUCAACCCAAACGACCGUCACCGGUGAGUCUUACCAGAAAGGAGGCGGGACGGAAGACUUUGUUAGUUAGUUAACCGCAAACACCUCUCUCUCUCUCUCUCUCUCUCUCUCUCUCUGAGCUUGCCGACUGAAAUCGAAGGUGAAAAUGGCGGAUAACCAGGACUCCACGUCCAGCCCUCUGAAUCAAUCAGUCGACCCGGACGAGGUCGCAAAGUCUCCUCCGAACUCACCCAAUUCCUCUACUCGUAAGUACUAGAGCAUUGAUUCGUUCGUUUUCUCAGGCCUGCUAUGCUGUUCUCCAGAGCUGGGUUUCAAAAAAGUUCAUGACUGGAUGUGUGGUCCUUUUUCCUGUUGCCGUUACAUUCCUCUUCACAUGGUGGUUUAUUCAGUUCGUUGAUGGUUUCUUCAGUCCAAUAUAUGCCAGUCUUGGCGUUAACAUAUUUGGCCUUGGGUUUGUUACAUCACUAAUUUUCAUAUCCUUUAUCGGUAUAUUCGCUUCAUCAUGGGUGGGUGCCACUGUUUUUUGGAUUGGAGAAUGGUUUAUAAAAAGAAUGCCUUUUGUUAAGCACAUUUACUCGGCCUUGAAACAGAUUAGUACUGCUAUUUCUCCAGAUCAGAACACCACAGCUUUUAAAGAGGUUGCGAUCAUUCGUCAUCCUCGUAUUGGUGAAUAUGCGUUUGGUUUUAUCACAUCCUCUGUUAUCCUUCAGAGGGAUGAUGGAGAUGUGGAGCUAUGCAGUGUUUACGUCCCAACCAACCAUCUGUACAUUGGUGAUAUUUUUCUGGUCAAUUCUGAAGAGAUCAUACGACCAAAUUUGUCUAUUCGAGAAGGCAUAGAGAUCAUAGUUUCGGUGGGUAUGACAAUGCCACAGGUGAUCUCUCCUAUAGAAAGGAUCCCGCCUCUAAGUGAUUAUAUUCCUCUGGACUCAAUGAUUUGAAGGCAUUAAGGAAAGUUGACACCAUGAUGCCUUUUGCGAUUUUGGAGUUUAGAGUCGUCAAUGUAUAUUGCUCAUGGUUUCACUCCAGGUUAACAUGAUAAGAUACUAGAUGCUUUAUAGAAUACCUUAACAGAAGGCACCCAUUCUUUGAGAAGCAAAGUCAUGUCCGGUCAUGGAAUCAUGAGAUGGGAUCAUUACUAAUUAUGUGGUCUUUUGGGUCUGGCCACCAUCUGUAUGUUGCUCAAUGUUGUAUCACUUGCUUGUGUAAAAGGAAAUGCUUAGCUGUUCUUUUUCUUCC